CACAGCUGCGUCUGGCAACCAGGCCAAGAGCACUGUCAAGAGAGCCACACCCCCUCUCCGGCAGCAGAAUCCCCACAAAUCAGCAACAGCAGGACAGACCACAAGGCAUCUUUGAGAACUUCAGGAUGCAGAUGUCUCCGGUCUUUGCUUGCAUAGCCCUGGGCCUGGCCCUCAUCUUUGGUAAAGUGUCUGCCUCCUACCACCGCCAGACUCGGGUGGCCCAACUGACCACAGACUUUGGAGUGAAGGUCUUUCAGCAGGUGGCACAGGCCUCCAAGGACCGCAACAUGGUUUUCUCACCCUACGGGGUGGCCUCAGUCCUGGCCAUGUUGCAACUGACGACAGGAGGAGAGACCCGGCAGCAGAUUCAAGCAGCCAUGCAGUUCCAGAUUGAUGAGAAAGGCAUGGCCCCUGCCCUCCGCCAACUAUACAAGGAGCUCAUGGGACCGUGGAACAAGGAUGAGAUCAGCACUGCCGAUGCCAUCUUUGUCCAGCGGGAUCUGAAGCUGGUUGACGGCUUCAUGCCUCACUUCUUCAGUCUCUUCCGAACCACAGUCAAGCAAGUGGACUUUUCAGAAGUGGAUAGAGCCAGGUUCAUCAUCAACGACUGGGUGAAGAGACACACGAAAGGCAUGAUUGGAGACUUACUGGGUGAAGGGGCCGUGGACCAGCUGACGCGCCUGAUGCUGGUGAAUGCCCUCUACUUCAAUGGCCAGUGGAAGACGCCCUUCCCAGAGUCGGGCACCCACCACCGCCUCUUCCACAAAUCUGACGGCAGCACCGUCUCUGUGCCCAUGAUGGCUCAGACCAAUAAGUUCAACUACACUGAGUUUUCAACCCCUGACGGCCAUUACUAUGACAUCCUGGAAUUGCCCUACCACGGGGACACUCUCAGCAUGUUCAUUGCUGCUCCCUAUGAAAAAGAGGUGCCUCUCUCUGCCCUCACCAACAUCCUGGAUGCCCAGCUCAUCAGCCAGUGGAAAGGGAAUAUGACCAGACAGCUCCGCCUCCUGGUUCUGCCCAAGUUCUCCCUGGAAAGUGAAGUCAACCUUCGGAGGCCCCUGGAGAACUUGGGGAUGACCAACAUGUUUAAGCCAAACCAGGCGGACUUCUCGAGUCUCUCGGAUCAAGAGGCACUGUACGUGUCGCAGGCGCUGCAAAAAGUCAAGAUCGAAGUAAAUGAGAGCGGCACAGUGGCGUCCUCCUCUACAGCCAUCAUCGUAUCAGCCCGAAUGGCCCCUGAGGAGAUCAUCAUGGACAGACCCUUCCUCUUCGUGGUUCGGCACAAUCCCACAGGAACAGUCCUCUUCAUGGGCCAGGUGAUGGAACCCUGACCACGGGGGAAAGCAGCCCUCAUCUGGGAUGGAACUGGAGAUGUAUCUGAGAAGAAAGAACUCUAAAGGAAGAAAACUUUUAUUUUAAUUAAUUUUUCUGGAGAAAGAGAAGGCCUUUGCCUAAAAAAAAAAAAAAAAAAAAAAAAGGUAAAUCUUUCAAAUCUGCCUUCUAGACCUCGGCCUCUCCCAGAAAUACAGAAGAGGACCUUUCAGUAAAACUCCCUCGUAGAGACCCCCAGAGAGACCUCCUAAGCCCCGCUGAGUCUCCAGAGCAGACUGUAAGAUGUGCAUGGGCACAUGCGCAGCUGUUUCUGCCCAUUGCUCUGCCCAUCUGGGGCUUCGGACCUGGACUCCGCCGAGACCGUGGCAGGAUGGCACCAAAAGGCUUUACAGGGGCUUUUGUGUGCUUGGUAGACACUAUUUGUGUUCCAGUCACGUUGCUGUCACUCUUACAUUGUCUGCCACUGCCAAGGAGGCUGGCGGCAGGCCAAAGAAGGCCAGUGGAAGAGACACCCUUUCAUCUGGAGGCCUGUGCUCCCGGCUCAGCAGUCCUGCAGAGGGACAGAGCAUGUGUGGAGACCCGCCCCGACCUGGCCACCUCCCCCCCAAGAAACAAUGUGCAGAUAUUA
Hyaena hyaena (striped hyena) is the source of this 1963-nucleotide messenger RNA. It is a transcript of the gene SERPINE1, whose product is annotated as serpin family E member 1. The coding region runs from base 126 to 1334 and encodes 402 amino acids. Gene Ontology annotation, biological process: negative regulation of endopeptidase activity; negative regulation of plasminogen activation; negative regulation of vascular wound healing. NCBI's taxonomy places the organism in Eukaryota, Metazoa, Chordata, Mammalia, Carnivora, Hyaenidae. The record is from RefSeq and is a predicted model, not a curated record. The transcript has 9 exons. Gene Ontology annotation, molecular function: serine-type endopeptidase inhibitor activity.